GGAAUUGUUGCAAUUUCCCGCAUGCGCCGUUAAUCAGACCCCUGUCACGUGCCGUUCUCGCUCUUCAGUCUCUCUCGGAGCUAGGGUUUCGGACUUCACCAGCCACAAUGAAGAGAAGAAUUUUCCAAACCAGUUCUACUGCACCAUUGCACAUCCCCACCGGUCUUCAUGGACCUCAAGAUAUUAGCAGGGUGAAAAGAGGGAAGUUUAUGGAUCGGGAAAAUGCUCAUCCUCCAAGUUGCAGAGCAGAUGAAGAUGCAUCUUCUAUACCUAUUGGAGGAACCCAGGGUACAAGAUGUGAUGAUCCAAAAACUUCUGAGUAUGCUUACUUUAACAAAUUGAAGAAAGAUGCAAGCAAAAGUUUCUGUCCACUGCCUGAAGAGGAUGAUCAAUUGAAGAAAUUCAAAUCAAUUAACUGUAGUAGAGAGACAAAGAACAUGGUAAAAGACAGCAGUAAGGACCUCAAGUCCUCAUUGCACAUUAAAGAAUUUACGCCUGUUAACUUCAAUUCAUUCCUCUCACCACAUGGAGGUGCAUCAAAGAAUUCAGAUGUAGAUUUGAAGGGAGCUAGCACACUGUUGGGUGAUACAUGCAGCAUACUCAAAAACACAGGGGAAUGUAGUAAUGCAUCCAAAACUAGGGGAACCCAGUGCAUAGAUGAAGAAGCUUUCUCUAGAAAGAGACAGAAAUUACGUCAGUGGGUAGAUACCUCAUUUCCUGAAAUUGAUGCACUCUAUUCGAAGGGGUAUGAUUUCAUUUCUGUGCUACUCAGUCGGCUAUCCCCUAAGACUAGUGAAAACAAGAGUUCUAAGGGUCAAAAGAUGCAGCCAGUGGAGAUUGAUAUGAAAUCGAAGUUACUGACUUUUUCUGAGUCAUAUAUUCACUCCAACAAACUUCAAUAUAGUCCAAUACAGAAUUUUAGGAGACUUAAAAAUGGACCAUACUUGAAUGAUGGUUCUUCAUUUUGUCAGAUUGACAACUCAAAAGAAAAACUUCUGUGGAAAUGGGAUUUAGGUUCCCCCCCUCCAACCUGCCCACCUCGCAAAUUCCAUCUUCAAUACCAAAAGCAGAAGCCUGAUUGUGACUUAGAUGGUGAAAGCUCUGCAUGUUUGUGGACUGAGAAUGAUUCAACUUCUGAUUUUUCAUUUGAAAAAUAUGGACUGGCUGUAUCAAGCCAUCUCAAGGAACUGGAUGAAUUCCAUGGCCAGAAAGAACUGAUGCUUGGAAGUGAAACACACUCUCUCUUGCUGGAUUGGGAUUUUGACAACAUGAAAGGUGACAAAAUCUUAAGUAUUGCCUCUCCCAAUAUGGACCUCGACAUGAAUUCCACAUUACCAAUUUCAUUGGCUGAUGAUUAUUGGCAGAGUGGAGAUAAUAGGUUUGAUGCAAGUGGGUUGUUUCCAUCAUCGUUACUAUCCUAUACUUCAUUAACACACUCAUAUUCAGAUAGCUAUCACAACUAUGACCAUGGACAACAUAGCCUUGAAGAGAGAAAAUGUCUGGUUGCGAAGCUGCAUCAUUUUCCUUUAACCUUAUCAUACUGUCCUAAUCUUACUGAAUAUUGCACUUAUGACUACACGUGCAAAGAUGGCAGCAUUGUCUGUUCUCCUCAAGACCAUCAUUGGUCCAUGAGCAUGUUUUUCAAUGAGAAGCAGCAUCCUGGUUUGGAAGCUCUUCUCCUUUCUUCUGGAUUUGAUUUUGAUUUAAGACAGAAGCACUUCUUGUUAACUGAUUACCCUGGAGAACAUCACUCAUCUGCUUAUCAGGCUCUUCAAUUUCCACAAAAGGAAGGCAUAUGUUCACACUUUGUAGAAGAUGAAUUUACGAGUUGGCUGGACAACUCAAAUCACAAAGAAACCCUUGGUUGUUUUUCUGGAGAUAUACUGAACAUCGGUGACUGGUCCUCCAUUAAUUUGCUGAUGUCUCUCAACAAAGAAAGGGCAUGUCCUUUGCUGCUUGACAAUUCAAGCUGGGUUGUGUCUGAAGCAGAAACGGAUAUUGAUGAUUGUGAAGGCAAACACACUUGAUGGAAACACAUGCAUUGUUGGUGGGACCUUCAUGAUUCAACUAAGGGUGCCAAUUGCUGGAAGGUGGUGUUGCUUUUCGAUCUUCAUUGCAAAUGGUUCAUCAUGGGUAGUUACAUACAUCAAUGAAAAAAUGUUAAUGUUUUAAGCUUUUAGGUAGAUAUAAUACUUGGAUACUUAUGACAAUUGCUUUACUCGAAUACUCUUAUCAACUCACAUCAUAUGCUGUUGGUUGAAGCAUAAAUGUUCAACUUCCAUUGUACAUCAUUAUAACAUUCACUAUUAAAGAAGACAAUAUUACCAGAAUGGAUGAUGCUAGCUUAAAGUUACUGCA
This is a messenger RNA of Vitis riparia (riverbank grape), 2358 nucleotides long. RefSeq lists its product as uncharacterized. Bases 108 to 2027 code for a protein of 639 amino acids. NCBI's taxonomy places the organism in Eukaryota, Viridiplantae, Streptophyta, Magnoliopsida, Vitales, Vitaceae. The transcript has 8 exons. The record is from RefSeq and is a predicted model, not a curated record.